UGUUACACACAACCAUUAGUGCUGUCACUGUGAAAAGGGCUGAAUAAGUGUUCAAUGGUUAAAGCUUAAUGAAGCAGGAUAAGUUUAAUUAAAGAAAGCUGUGACGUCUGUCUUCACGUAAUCACAGUGUUCAGUGCUCUCCGUAUCACAUAUCCAGAAAACAGCCGAGUGUGAAGCUUCCCUUUUCUAAUUGUUGAGUUUAUCUGUAGGUCUCUGCUUCGGUGACAAAUGAACACGUCACAUAAUAUAACAGAAUCAGAGGAGAAUUACUGGUCCAGAAUUGAGAAGUCUAUUCUCGCUCCCAUCCUCACCACUGAGAUGGUACUGGGUGUUUUGGGAAAUGGACUGGUUUUGAUAGUUAAAUUAGUGUGUAAAGGCCAUUUUCAGUGUCUUUACUGGCUGCCACUUUUUAGUCUCACGCUCUCAGAUUUCUUCUGCUCCAUCCUCAUAAUCUGUGGCUCCCUCUUAGCUGUGCUGAGUGACGGUCAGAUUUCACCGUGGUGUGAGGUGGUGAGCCUGCUAAAGUUCACCUUCAUCACCUCUUCCAUUGGAAGCAUAGCUAUUCUCUGUGUUCAAAGAUUUAUGGGCAUUCCUUCCAAAGGCAAAAGACUGUCUGUUGUCAUGGCAGUUGCAUGUGUGGCAUCAUGGUGCACUGGAGCUGUAUUUGGAGCAGUGCCAGUAGCCUAUGAGUGGAUACGAUAUGAUCCAGCUGAAAUGCUGUGUGCAGUGUUCUGGGAGAGCAGUUACUCUGACAUGCUGGUUUACAUCCUCUGUGCCUUCUCCAUCUCCAUCUUCGUCCCAUUCCUCCUAAUACUCUGCUGCUCCAUCCUGACUUGUGCAGGCUUUGGGAAAAAAUGUUCCAGCCAGGAUGACCUGUCCUCUAUCACGCCACUGCUGGUGAUCUUAUAUCUGUUCUGCUAUGCUCCAUUUGCUGCAUCUGAGUUGGUUCUCCUUGGACGGCUUGAUCUGACCCCUUCCCCUGAGUGGCUGAGAUCACUAUCAUCAGUAAUGGCAUAUCUGGACUGUUGUUUAAACCCAUUCAUCUACUGCACAAAUAAAGACUUCAGAAAAGCAGUACUCAUACUUGUGUGGAACAAAAGAAGAUCAACUUCUCCAGAGCCAGUACUGACUGGCAUUACAAGGCUUGAAUUAUGA
Megalobrama amblycephala (Wuchang bream) is the source of this 1155-nucleotide messenger RNA. Its product is annotated as type-1 angiotensin II receptor A. Gene Ontology annotation, cellular component: membrane. The coding region runs from base 229 to 1155 and encodes 308 amino acids. The transcript has 7 exons. Gene Ontology annotation, biological process: G protein-coupled receptor signaling pathway. The record is from RefSeq and is a predicted model, not a curated record. Gene Ontology annotation, molecular function: G protein-coupled receptor activity. Lineage: Eukaryota; Metazoa; Chordata; Actinopteri; Cypriniformes; Xenocyprididae.